This is a messenger RNA of Cladophialophora immunda, 2013 nucleotides long. RefSeq lists its product as uncharacterized. The record is from RefSeq and is a predicted model, not a curated record. The transcript has 2 exons. The coding region runs from base 1 to 2013 and encodes 670 amino acids. NCBI's taxonomy places the organism in Eukaryota, Fungi, Ascomycota, Eurotiomycetes, Chaetothyriales, Herpotrichiellaceae.
AUGGCGUACCUUGACUCGCACAGCCUUUGCGAGUAUUGCCAACGCAUCAGAAUCGAUUCGAUCAUAUCAACGGGCCCAAUAGAUCCCAGGGCGGGUCUCUCUCAAGGAGGUUUAUCUCACCAGCCAACUUUAGAUGCACUUCAGAAAUCGUCACGAUCUUGCCAGCUAUGCGCUUUUUUCAACUCGGCGCUCGAACGAAGCAAUGCCGGUGAGCCAGUCGCACACGAGUAUAGCGUGCGGCAGGGGAGUUUCAUCCGACUGAUUGCCGGCGCGACGGCGUUCUCGAACUUGUCGACGCCCAAAGGCCUGUUCCACAUGCUCAUCUGGUCCCGUUGGAGCAAUUUCGCCAAACCAGCGUACCUGAGUAUCACGACUGAACCUGAUGAUCCGUUGGCCCUUGCUGGGGACGUAGUCGGAAGACAAGUUGCUGAAAACUGCGAGCCUGUUGGAUGUGCCCACCAGAUCAUCAAAUGGCUCAGCAAUUGUGAAAACGAACACCAGAAUUGCCGGAACCCGCUCGUAAUAUCCGACAAAACACCCUCGCGAUUGCGCAAUUCGCAAGACCUUGAGAACUCCCUACAUCAGUCGCCGCUACCCCCAAGGCUCAUCGACGUUGGAGGCGCGUCUUCGGCGGUACUGCAGCUCAAGGAGACUGACGGCUUGUACGGACGAUAUUGCGCGUUGUCUUAUAGCUGGGGCCGGUCCAAGUCUUUUCGAACCCACAAGGUCACCUAUAAAGACAGAAUCUGCGGGUUUCGACCUGAGGAUCUUCCGACCACUAUCAGAGAUGCUGUCCACUUGACACAAAACUUGGGUUUCCAGUAUCUGUGGGUGGAUGCUCUGUGCAUUGUACAAGAUGAUAGGGAUGACUGGGCCAAGAACUCGGCUAUUAUGGAUGAGAUCUACGGCUUUGCGACGCUCACCAUUGCUGCUUCCAUGUGCGAAGACAAGUGGCAGCCCCUGUUCCGAAAGAGGGCUCAAGCCGAAAGCAUCCAGAUUUCGUCCCCGUGCUCCAAUGACAGCUCCAAGCGCGGAACCAUGACCUUGUCCCAGUCGGACGGCCAUUUUGAGGACGUUGUCAAGAAGUCCGUGCUCGCUCGUCGAGCGUGGACUCUGCAAGAAAGCGCGCUAUCGCUUCGGGUAGUGUAUUUCACCAGGGAACGCCUGUUCUGGGAGUGCCAGCAGUGCAUCCUAGCCGAGGACGGCUCGAUUUUUGACAAGUCCCAGAGCAGUCGAAUCUUUCUCCCACCACUGGAUCGGAAACCAACGCUGGAGCUCAAGUUGGUCCGCUGGCAGAGCAUCGUCGACGAUUAUGCCCGGCGCAAACUAUUCGCCGCGAGCGACAAGCUGCCGGCUCUGGCUGGUCUGGCGCGACAAUUCCACCGCCUUACCAGUGCAACGUACAUCGCCGGGUUGUGGCGCGAGGGCCUACCACUCGACCUGCUUUGGACAAUAAACGCCGAGUUGAUCACUGAAACGAGCCAGGGACCGAAAUCGUGGAAGGCGCCAUCCUGGUCUUGGGCCUCUGUCGAAGGCGCCGUUCAUUCUGAUGGGUAUCAAACCAUGGUGUUGACCUCGUCGGCCGGACCACCGGUGGAGCAACUGGAGAUCCUCGACAUUGACAUCUCUCCAAGAGAAGUGGCGAACCCUUUCGGUGAACUCACAAGGGCCAACCUCCACGUACGUGGGAAAACGCAGCGUCUCAGCCGCGCUCUCGAGAGGCGACGACCCCAUAGUAAAAGAGGGCGACUGACGAGAAUUUCCCAAUACUAUGCGACGGACCCUCCAGGUGGCGAAAUCACCUUCGACGACGCCGCGGAGGGAGCUGUGGUCCCAAUCAACUUCCUCUGCUUGCUUGUAGAUAGACGGAAGUCUGACUCAGGGCACUAUACGUCUGUCUUUAUCGCCAUUGAAGAGGUCGAGCAUGGUCACUUUAAAAGACUCGGCGCAGGUUACAUUGACGGAGACUCCUUCUUUGCCUCCCAGCGUUUGCAGGAGCUUACUUUGGUAUGA